AUGCACUCAGCCCCUCACGCAUACACCGCGUUUGACGCCGUCGCAGCUGCAGAUCCGGAGGACCACGUCAAUGUGAUCACAAGUCCGACGCAGACGUGGAUCCCUGAGCCGCCUAUCAUAACUUAUAGGGAGAUUACCACGUACAGGGACGGGUGGUGGGGCCCGCAGGAGUAUACACGUUGGCCACAAAUGUUCAAUGAGUCCGUCUUCCACCAUGCGUGCAUCCCGCUCCGAGGUAGUCGUGAUGCGCCGGGCGACUCUGUCUACAACCCCCUCCCGGAUCGUUUGUUCGUCGAUAGCGCCCGUUUGAACCCCCUCGAAUGUGAAACACCUGGUUUUGGUCGGAUGGACGGAGCCUUGUUGAGCGAACUACGCAAGCAGGCAAUCUCCGCGAUAGACAAGUACAGAACCGCGGAGGUGCUCACACAAGUUCGCAACCAGAAGGUGGAUUUUACUCUCGGCAAAAUGCUCCAAAUUCUGCUACGCAACGCGGUAGAUCGUCUCGAAUAUCUACCUGCCACAGAAACGCACGUCUUGGUCACUGCUCGAAUGGCCCAUCGUCUCAUCCUCGAGAUAUGCGGUCUCAGCAUUUACUAUACUGUUGUUGUCCCUCGCCUUGGCAAUCCCGACCCAGACGUGAUCCAUGCCCUUCUCCGCGUGCGUGGUGCGUUCGUACGCAAUGGUGCCACAGCGCAACUACUCUACCGACUUGGUAUCCCAUUCUGGUUUAUGCAACGGUAUCGCCCCGACAUCCACGUUCAACGAGUUGUUCGUCUCAAGCCCUGGACGGACGAACUGGACUCUGAACCCGUUGGGAUGAGGGUGCCUAAAAGCUGGUACGACGCUGAUGGCACCAACCAAGACCCCGCGCGAUGGGUCCACCCGUCGUUGUCAUUCGUGUGUUCUAGGCUAUGCUCUACGCGCCUUCCGUGUCUCCAGCACGUUCCCGUCUCAGACGCGGCGCCGGACGCGAAGCGACAGAAGGGAGUGUCCGGCCUUGCAACGCAGCAGGCGACCACCAAGGCCAAUGUUUCAUCCAAACCGAAGAGGGUGCGACGAGGCAGCAAAAAGCAUGCUGGGCCGGCUGCCCAACGUGCGAAUACGUGGCCGAGACCCCCGCAUGCUGCAUUCACAUAUCAGCCACCUCCGGUCGACAUUCUGGCUGACACACCUAACUGGAGGUCGGCAUUGCAAGCUGUUUCCCCCUUGCCCCACCCUCCUCCUCAAGCAGCCGUGUAUUAUUUCCCUCCGCCAUUCCUGUUCAUAAACAGUACCGAAAAACUCGGCCGAUACGUCCACAACUACACUCGCAUACGCAUGUUCUGCCGGCAGCGUCUCCUCGAGCCUCAUUUUGACGGCCGACCCCUCAAAAUGUCAGAGUGGCGUCACGCCCUGUAUGGGGACUACAAGCUCGAUGAACCAUCCACUGAUGGAUCUGACGGUCCUGUUGUUACCGAUAAAGCACGCUUGCGACACGAGCACAAGGAAGCAAUACGCGGUUUGUUCGCGAAGAGUGCAGGCCUGGUGUCGUAUUCCGCGGACAUGGUCACAGACUUUCAACGCGAUCGAAUCACCGCCGCCACCGCCGCGUCGGAUCGCGGGCUGGCGCGAGAGGUCAUCUGGGAGGUCAACGAGAUGAACUGGCGUUGUGAACUCAGAGCACUUGAUGCUCUUCUCGUCGACGCGGGACGUAGUGGAUGGUUGCAGUGGGAGCGUGAGCAGGUUGUUUGCGAGGUUUGGCGGGAAACUGCGAUCGAGAGUGCGUACUCGGCCCUCUUCUGCUUUCCGCGGUCAACGUUCCGUUGGACGCCAGUGACUGAAGUUGGCUGGCGGGAACGUGCGCGCAACCUGUAUGCGUUCAUACGUGUCAUGAGUCGCUGGCCAGACUUCCCGUCGGCACUGCGUGAUCGUCUUCACCCUCCCGAGGACCAUGAUAGUCCAGAGCAGUUUGAUCGCCUAGAGAAGAUAGCUACUCAGUACUACGUGUCGAUGUUCGUUAAGCAUUACCAUCGUCUUCCCUGCGUCCCUCUUAAUCGCCUCGUCGGCGCGUAA
Rhodofomes roseus is the source of this 2052-nucleotide messenger RNA. RefSeq lists its product as uncharacterized. The record is from RefSeq and is a predicted model, not a curated record. NCBI's taxonomy places the organism in Eukaryota, Fungi, Basidiomycota, Agaricomycetes, Polyporales, Fomitopsidaceae. The transcript has a single exon. Bases 1 to 2052 code for a protein of 683 amino acids.